Osmia bicornis bicornis is the source of this 1180-nucleotide messenger RNA. RefSeq lists its product as uncharacterized. The record is from RefSeq and is a predicted model, not a curated record. Lineage: Eukaryota; Metazoa; Arthropoda; Insecta; Hymenoptera; Megachilidae. Bases 150 to 818 code for a protein of 222 amino acids. The transcript is spliced from 2 exons.
CACCUGUGAAAAGAAGGAUUAGUUAAACAAAAUUUUAAGUGACUUCUUACGGAUUAUAAAUCGAUCAUUGCAACAGAACUGUAAGUCUAGAAUAUAAGCAAUUGGACUAUAGAAUAUUAGUUUGUAAUCGUAAAUUCUAACUCGAUAAGAUGCCGCCGUUUUUAAAUAAACUAGUAAGGGCCAGAAGGAAGAAGGGUCGCAAAAAUAGUCUGCGUGGUGUUAAUGUCAUGUUUGUAGAGGAUGUUUCGGGGGAAUCUCCCAGCACAGAAUCUUCCUUUUCUUUGCAUACUAGUGAGCUUCGAUUGCAAGAGUCACUUCUUGUACCUGCCCAGUCUACGACACAGAGAUGGGGUGAGACGGGCGGCGUAUCAAUUUCAUCUAAUAGUACGGCUAAUAAUACACUUAGGAUUCCGUCCAGAGCACUACCUUCUAACAUGUUAGGUUCUUCUUCAGAUGCGAAUGUGCAUCCGUCAAAUAAAUCGAGUCUAGGCUCAUUGCAACCUUUUUUAAAUAACGCAAUUAAGGGUGUGGUUACGAUACCGUCUAAGCUUCCAAAAACCGUCGAAGAAUUGAUAGUUCUAAUCAAAUCCACAUUUGCUCAAAGUUUUAAUUUAAACUAUACCCAAAAUGAAUUAAAGGCUGUAUAUCGUCGUGAAAGCGAAACAAUAGAAGAGUACGGAUUUCGAGUAAAUGAUAUUCUAGAUCGCGGGGUACAGGCGGCGAAAGAAAAUUUGAAUUCGAAAGAAUUUGGGGAAGUUAAAAAAUUGCUUAUGACGAGCGCGAUGACCGGAUUUUUAAGGGUGAUAUUAAAGAAUUAAGGGAAGUUAUAAAAUUAGCGUCUAGAAUUGAAAAAUAUGUAAACUCUCCACGGACAUCUAGAAAUGCGAAUACUUCUGAUAUUAAUCCUAGGGUAUUGAGAGCAGAAGUGCGUAAGAAAACGGGUUUUAGUUGUGGGAAAACAGGUCAUUUUUCUAGGGAAUGCCUUUCGCGACCGGAUCGUCAAUACGGGAGGCCAAUUCGCAACGCGCUUAGGUGUCGGAAAUGUGGGAAAUUGGGCCGAACCAAUUUAUCAUGUAGGAGGAGAGAUGUUAACCGUGUUUGGAAAAAUCGCGAUCACCAGUUUCCUUUCAGUUUCUAAAAAUCAAAGAAAUCCUUUGAAUACGAAAAGGAGUUGUCAGUA